CUCCAUCACCCUUCCAUGAUCGGUUCGGCCAUGACCUCCUCCCUCAACUCUCCUGUCGCCAGCUUGGGCUCCCCUUUCCCCGUCAUCAGUUCCUCCAUGGGUUCCCCGGGGCUCCCCGCCACCCCCGCCAUCGCCUACGGUCCCGUCAGUAGCCCCCAGAUCAACUCCACGGUCAACCUCUCGGGGCUGCACCCCGUCAGCAGUUCAGAUGACGUGAAGCCGCCUUUGGGGAUCCGGGCUGUCCCUUGUCACCCCCACGGUCCUGGCGUCGCUGGCAAACGUCUCUGCGCCAUCUGUGGGGAUCGGUCCUCAGGGAAGCAUUAUGGGGUGUACAGCUGCGAAGGUUGCAAAGGUUUCUUCAAACGCACCAUCCGCAAGGACCUGACCUACACCUGCCGUGACAACAAGGACUGCGUGGUGGACAAACGCCAACGCAACCGUUGCCAGUACUGCCGUUACCAGAAGUGCCUGGCCACCGGCAUGAAACGGGAAGCCGUGCAGGAGGAGCGACAACGGGGGAAGGAGAAGGAAGGGGACGGUGACCUGGGGGCCAAUGCCAACGAGGAAAUGCCGGUGGAAAAGAUUUUAGAAGCCGAGUUGGCGGUAGAGCAGAAAUCGGACCAAAACGUGGACGGUGCCGGCACGGGGGGCAGCUCGCCCAAUGACCCGGUGACCAACAUCUGCCAGGCCGCCGACAAGCAGCUCUUCACGCUGGUGGAGUGGGCCAAGAGGAUCCCCCAUUUUUCCGAGCUGCCCCUGGACGACCAAGUCAUCUUGCUGCGGGCGGGUUGGAACGAGUUGCUCAUCGCCUCCUUCUCCCACCGCUCCAUCUCAGUCAAAGACGGGAUCUUGCUGGCCACCGGCCUCCACGUCCACCGCAACAGUGCUCACAGCGCCGGCGUGGGGGCCAUCUUCGAUAGGGUGCUGACCGAACUCGUUUCCAAAAUGCGAGACAUGCGUAUGGAUAAGACGGAGCUGGGUUGUCUUCGCGCCAUCAUCCUCUUCAAUCCGGAUGCCAAGGGGCUUUCCAACCCCGGUGAGGUAGAGCUGCUCCGGGAGAAAGUCUACGCCUCCCUCGAGUCCUACUGCAAGCAGAAAUACCCGGAGCAACAGGGCAGGUUCGCCAAGCUGCUCCUCCGCCUCCCAGCCCUGCGUUCCAUCGGCCUCAAAUGCCUCGAGCACCUCUUCUUCUUCAAGCUCAUCGGGGACACCCCCAUCGACACCUUCCUCAUGGAGAUGCUCGAAGCCCCCCACCAGCUCUCCUGAGCGUUGCCCC
Haliaeetus leucocephalus (bald eagle) is the source of this 1276-nucleotide messenger RNA. RefSeq names its product retinoid X receptor, beta (gene RXRB). Gene Ontology annotation, biological process: response to retinoic acid; retinoic acid receptor signaling pathway; anatomical structure development. The transcript has 9 exons. Gene Ontology annotation, cellular component: nucleus; RNA polymerase II transcription regulator complex. The coding region runs from base 16 to 1266 and encodes 416 amino acids. The record is from RefSeq and is a predicted model, not a curated record. Lineage: Eukaryota; Metazoa; Chordata; Aves; Accipitriformes; Accipitridae. Gene Ontology annotation, molecular function: nuclear steroid receptor activity; zinc ion binding; retinoic acid-responsive element binding.